UCUUGACAAUAAGAUCAGAGAGAAGCGUCGCAUUACGCGAACCGUGUUUCAACGAGAAAGCAGCCGAAAAUGAUUCGGUCCUGACAGGCCGUCAGACAUUGGAUGUACUUUGAUUUGGGUUGUCACUUGUUUUUUUUAUAGUUUGUUCUGAAAACAUUGUUUCCGGAGCGUAAAAGAAUCAAGAAGUUGUUGGAAAAGUCGCGAAAACGCGCCAUCCUUUACAGGAUGGAUAAAUCCACGACGAUGAAAGUCAUGGUCCCUGUUAUCAUUGCUUUGAUUCAUAUGGGUCAUGGAGCGGCAGAACUUGGGUUUGCAGGAGACUUCCAGAACCGCACAGCAAGACAGAUGAGCUGCGUGGAAAACCAGGAGUACCCUCACAACAGCUUCUGCUGCAAGAACUGUGAAGCCGGCACUUAUGUGAAGGAGAAGUGUAGCAGGGACCAGGAGAAAGGCAUUUGCGCUCCAUGUGAGAAGGGCACGUAUGCGGAACACCCCACAGGCAUGGAGCAGUGUCUGCAGUGCAGCCAGUGCCACAGAGAUCAGAUCGUGGUUGCAGAAUGCAUCAGCACAAGCAACACAAAGUGUGAAUGCAAACCUGGUACCUUCUGCCUGCCGGACGAACCAUGUGAAGUGUGCAAGAAAUGCUCCAAGUGCAAAGCUGAUGAGGAAGAAGAGAGCCAUUGCACUGCGACAUCCAAUACGAAGUGCAAGAAGCGAAACUCUCCUCCGACAGAAGGUCCAACGGACAAGCCUUUGGCAUCAAAUAACACUAAUACUAUAGCGAUUGUUGUACCAAUUUUAUUUCUGCUGAUAUUCAUCCUGCUUGGAAUAAUCCUCUAUAAGAGAUACCAACGUCAACUAAGCAGUCCUGCUGAUGAUUUGAAAGAAGUGAAAAUUCCUAUUGAUAAGCGCCCAAGAUCUGAAGAGGAACAAGAGAACACCCACAAUGCUGGAUUAGAGAGGAAAGAGGGGCAACGCCCAGAGUCCCGCCCCUUGUUGACGCAAGAAACACAGGAAACAGGUACCAAGAGCAUACCAGUGGAGGACGAGGACCGGGGAUUGGGCGACAGCUUGCCGAACACUACCAGCUCUUCCCAAACCAGUCUAUCUCCCCUCCCUCCUGCAGUCUACAACGAGGAAUCGCCACAAUCGAGUCCCCCAGCCCCAAGACAGCCAGAGAUGGUUACAGAGCCAUGGGCAGGGGAUGAUGGUCCUCCCAGAAGACUUGUUCCUGUACUUGGUAAGAUAUUAUUCUCUCAGUAUUUGGAGAAUACAUCAGAACGAAGUUUUUUCCGCAGCAUCGGCGCAGCACAUCGGCAGAGCGACAACGCCAUCAAGGUGGCCGAAACGCAGCAGCCUAUGGACAAAGUUUACGACCUAUUGCGGGUUUGGAUGCAAAAAGAGGGCCUGCGGGCAAACAUCAACACAUUACUACAGGCUCUGCUAGACCUGGAUCAGCGGUAUUCAGCAGAACACAUCGCCUCCAAGGCUGUUGAACGAGGCUACUACAAAUAUGAGUAACGUCUCUAAAAGACUGCAUGAUAUUUGUUGAGUAAAAAACAAAAUAACAGAGAGGUGUAGAUUCGUUUUGAUUUCUCCUCAGUGGGUCUGUUGGUCUCAUGGCAUGAACUUGAUGUCCUGUUACUGAGACAUUGGAGAAUCACCUCUCUGUAGCGCCCAAGUUGGGUUAAAAAGCCAACACUGGACCUUUUUUUGAGGAUUUACACUGGCUAGCAGCAGAGGGCGCUGUGUUCCCUCUACUACCGUACAUUGUAGUAGUGUUAUUUGGUGCACUGGCCUCAGGCUUUUAAACUACAGGUUGAUCCAAAGCCUACAUAUAGAUGUCAUUAAACCUUUGGUUAUGCCAAAUGUUCAAACUAAAGCAAGUGUAUUUAGUUCCGUGCCUUACAUGUUCGUACUGACAGGCACAAACUGAAGAUUUUCA
Molecule: messenger RNA, 1945 nt
Organism: Cyprinus carpio (common carp)
Lineage: Eukaryota; Metazoa; Chordata; Actinopteri; Cypriniformes; Cyprinidae
Product: tumor necrosis factor receptor superfamily member 1A-like
Exons: 10
Coding region: 226-1521 (431 amino acids)
Biological process (GO): positive regulation of apoptotic process; TRAIL-activated apoptotic signaling pathway
Cellular component (GO): plasma membrane; cell surface
Molecular function (GO): protein binding
Source: RefSeq, a predicted model, not a curated record